Populus nigra (black poplar) is the source of this 2156-nucleotide messenger RNA. RefSeq names its product cell cycle checkpoint protein RAD17. Bases 163 to 2013 code for a protein of 616 amino acids. The transcript is spliced from 12 exons. Gene Ontology annotation, biological process: mitotic DNA replication checkpoint signaling; DNA damage checkpoint signaling; DNA repair. Gene Ontology annotation, molecular function: chromatin binding. Lineage: Eukaryota; Viridiplantae; Streptophyta; Magnoliopsida; Malpighiales; Salicaceae. The record is from RefSeq and is a predicted model, not a curated record.
CCAGUAUUCACCAAUAGCUUCUCCUGUACUCCUCUUUAACAAAUAUAAAUACCACACUGCUGUAUUCAAAAACCCGCGAAAAAAAACCCGCUCUCCCACUCUCUCGAAAGGAAGCAAAUACAAUCCACAUUUACCCGUACAAAACCCUAAAUAUUUUUGGGGAUGAGGAAGACAAGAGACACUAAUCUGAUGAUUCUAUCAUCAGAUGAUGAAGACGAUUGUGAUUACAAACCGAACUCACAUCGAAGCUAUACAAAGAAGCCAAAAUCUAGAUCGUUUAUUACUCGUACAAACCCUAGACAGCCAAAGAAGCCUCGUGUUUCAGGUUCCCGGUCUCGAUUUAGCAGAGACUCCCCUAAUUUAUUUGAGGUUGGGUUUCCUGAAGAAGAUUUUGAAGAAUUGUUUUCUGGGUCCAAGGUAUCUGCUGGUUCUGGAAGAAGCAACGUAAAGGAAUUGUGGGUUGAUAAGCAUAAACCUCAUUCCUUGGAAGAACUUGCUGUUCACAAGAAGAAGGUUGAAGAAGUUAAAUCGUGGUUUGAAGAAAGAUUAAAAACUACGAAGAAUUUGCAGGGCAAUUUGAUAAAUAAUGUUGUUGUCAUCAAUGGAAAAGCUGGUGUUGGAAAAUCUACAACCAUCCAUGUGAUUGCAUCCCAUUUUGGAGCUAGAUUAUGUGAAUGGAACACACCUACUCCCACAAUUUGGCAGGAACAUGUGCACAAUACCAAUACAGGAAUACAGUAUACAUCCAAGUUGGAUGAAUUUGUAAAUUUCAUCGAGAAAAUCAGGAAGUAUGGAUUAAUCCCAUCAUCCUCAUCUGAGGACACAAAACCGUCAGUUAUACUCUUAAUCGAUGACCUUCCUACGACGAAUGGAAGAGUUGCUUUUGAAAGACUCCAAAGCUGCUUGCUUCAUCUCGUGAGAUCAACUCAGUUACCGACAGCUAUACUGGUAUCAGAUUAUGAUGAAGCAGAUUCAGCAGAUCAUACAGCACGACGUUUGGAACAACUUCAGUUGUCUCUUGAGAAUGCUGGGGCUUGUAAGGUUUCUUUUAACCCUAUUACAAAUAACUCCAUCAAGAAGACACUCAGUAGAAUAUGCAGACAGGAGCAGUGUAGUGUAACUGAUGAACAACUUGAUCUGAUAGCAAAAGGCAGUGGAGGUGAUAUAAGACAUGCAAUUACCUCUUUGCAGCUCUUUUGUGUGAAACCAGAUCUAGUGCUCAAUGGUUCCUAUUCUACUCCAAGUUACUCGUAUGGAAAAGAAGAUGGUAUUGAUGCUUUAGUUAGUGGAAUUUCAUUGUUAUUUGGCAGAGAUGAGACUCUCUCUCUAUUUCAUGCACUGGGAAAGUUUCUGCACAACAAAAGAGAAACUGAAGUUGCCAAUGCUAUUACACCCGGAGAUGCAUUCCUUGUGCAGGAGAAUUUCUCCAGGUUACCAUUGAAAAUGGAUGCUCCAGAAAAGGUUCUUUGUCAAGCACAUGGGCAAGCCAGGCCAGUCACUGAUUUCUUGCAUGAAAACGUGCUGGAUUUUAUAAGUGAUGAAGCAAUGGAUGAUGCCUUGCAUGUUUCUUCAUACUUUAGUGAUUCCGACUUGCUUCUCUCUUCAUUCCGAGGAAUGUUGGCUAGAUAUAAUGAGGCAGAAAAUGUUCUCCAAUCAGCUGCUGCUUCAGUUGCUGUUCGUGGGGUGCUAUUUGGAAAUUCUCAUCCUUCACCUCCCAGAUGGCAUGCUAUCCGGAAGCCAAAGCUCUGGCAGGUUGAAAAAUCAAUGCUGCACAAUCAGAAAGAGAUAGUAAGACAGAGAUUUACUGCUUAUAAUGGAUCCAGCUCUUGUAAUGUGUCAGAUGUAGCUACUGAGUACAUGCCUGUGAUGAAAUGGCUUGAACAUAGAGCUUCUGGUUUUGAAGAUAAUCAAGCGCUUGUGUACUGCAACAAGACAGACGAUGAGAGUUGCGAUAGGAUGAGUUUAGAUGACAAAGAAAGUGAUAUAUCUGAUGAUGAAAUAGAAGAGUGGUAAGAAAUAGCGAGCGUAUCAGAUGGAAAGAGUAAUUUAGGCUGGUACUCCAUUGUAAAAUUCUAGUCAUUGCUUCGUAUUGUAAUUUUUUCCAACUUUACCUCCCAAAAAGUGGAAUGUAAAUUUGUCUUUGGCGGUUCAGCAUA